UCAGUUUCCUCAAAAUUAACUCAAGAUGUCUGUUGAGUAUCUCGUCCUUCUACUUGGCAACUACCAUUAUAUUCUCCUAGCAUCAGUGCUCGCCUUAGGAGUGACAGUUCUCCUUUCUAAGGGAACUAAACGUGGAAAGAGUGGCAUCCCUGGCAGCCUGGGAAUCCCCUUCCUCGGGGAGACUCUUUCAUUCCUCUCAGCUAACAAUAGCAACAAAGGCUGCUAUGAGUUUGUUAGACUCCGACGAUCGUGGUAUGGGAAAUGGUUCAAAACAAGGAUAUUUGGCAAGAUCCAUGUGUAUGUUCCAAGUGUUGACGGUGCCAAGACAAUCUUUGCCAAUGAUUUUGCACUGUUCAACAAGGGAUAUGUGAAAUCAAUGGCAGAUGCAGUAGGAAAGAAUAGCUUGCUAUGUGUUCCUCAUGAAAGUCACAGAAGAAUCAGGCGUCUUCUGUCUGAACCUUUCUCUAUGAAUUCUUUAUCCAAGUUUGUUCAGAAAAUUGACUGCAUGCUGAGUAAAAGAUUGGAGAAAUUAGAAAGGGAUGGACAAAGUUUUGUGGUGCUUGACUUCAAUAUGAAGAUGACAUUUGAUGCAAUGUGUGACAUGUUCAUGAGCGUCACAGAUGCUUCCUUACUCGAACAAAUUGAAAGAGACUGCACUGCAGUUUCUGAUGCCAUGUUAUCCUUCCCUGUCAUGACCCCUGGCACUCGAUACUACAAAGGCAUCAAAGCACGCCGUCGACUCAUGGAAACGUUCAAAGGAAUGAUUGCCUGUCGAAGGACAGGAAGUCGACAUCCUGAAGACUUCCUACAGUCCAUGCUGCAAAGAGAUCAAUAUCCAGAUAAUGAAAAACUCAGCGAUGAAGAGAUCAUGGAUAACCUAUUGACAUUGAUAAUUGCUGGACAAACCACUACAGCUGCUGCAAUGAUGUGGAGUGUCAAGUUCUUGGAUGAACAUCAAGGAGUUCAGGAUAGGCUCAGGGAAGAACAAUUGUCCAUACUCAGAAACAAGCCAAAUGGAGCCCUCCUGACCCUUGAAGAUCUGAACAACAUGUCAUAUGCCUCAAAGGUUGUCAAAGAGACAUUGAGAAUGUCAAACGUCCUCCUAUGGUUUCCUCGAGUGACACUAGAUAACUGCACAAUUGAAGGUUUCGAGAUAAAGAAAGGAUGGCAUGUCAAUGUUGAUGCAACCUGUAUACAUCAAGACCCAGAAAUAUACAAGGAUCCUAUGCUCUUCAACCCUUCAAGAUUUGAUGAAAUGCAAAAGCCAUACAGUUACAUACCAUUCGGGUCAGGACCAAGGACAUGCUUGGGAAUCAAUAUGGCAAAACUUACAAUGUUGGUUUUUUUACACCGACUAACUACUGGAUACAUGUGGACUGUUGAUGACCUAGACCCUCAUCUAGAAGGAAAAGCACACAUACCAAGAUUGAGAAGUGGAUGUCCAAUAACCUUAACGGCCCUGAAGAAUGAACACAACUAAAUACCCUGAAGCAGAUGACUUGUGCACUACGGUGAUUAAUGUAGAUGCAUGGUUUAAGACUAUGUACCAAGUAUCAUCAAUUUCUUGUUGUAAUCCAGUUCUUAUGUUUCAAAUUCCCUGAAAAAGAAGAUUCUAAAUUUCACAGGAAAUUAGUAGAGGCAACAAAAAGAAAUGAUGUCAUCCAGUCAUCAUUUAUGUGAUCCAUCGUAAUACAUAAACCAUGAAUUUCAAGUAUUCCAGUCAUACACAAAAGGAAUACUAACCAUAUUCGGCCAUUAUAAGAGAAAGAGCUAAAUCUUCUGUAUGACAAUAAUGUCAUUUCAAAUUUUAUUCUCAUCCAUAAGUGCAUAAUGUUGAUCUGAAAUCUUUGAAUAUUUAUAUAUCUUUUUUUUUUUUAACAAAGUACAUGUCAGAAAAAGAUGAUAAUGAAUC
Molecule: messenger RNA, 1912 nt
Organism: Coffea arabica (coffee)
Lineage: Eukaryota; Viridiplantae; Streptophyta; Magnoliopsida; Gentianales; Rubiaceae
Product: abscisic acid 8'-hydroxylase 1
Biological process (GO): sterol metabolic process; multicellular organism development; brassinosteroid homeostasis
Molecular function (GO): monooxygenase activity; oxidoreductase activity, acting on paired donors, with incorporation or reduction of molecular oxygen; iron ion binding
Source: RefSeq, a predicted model, not a curated record